AUGACUUUAGAUCCCAGCCCACCUUCCGAUGAGCUCUUCCUCCCCUUUGUCACCACUGUCCGACGAGACCACCCGUCUCUCGGCAUUCCAAAACUCCUCGCCCUUCUGAAAACUCAACAGCCCGAAUGGUCCGUUUCAGAGAAGCGUCUCCGCAAAGCGGUUCAGUCGUUGACUCUGGAUGAGCAAGGACGCGAGUCAAUGGACGAGCCCGGACUUGUCGCUACGACUGGUCUUGACCCCUCCAUCACCUCUCUUGCCGCAUCGACCGCGCCGAAAGUCAAGGUACGCAUGUUCGGAGGUGAAAAGGGUAAGGGGCUCGUUGCCAGGGAGAGGAUCCACAAGGGCGAGGUUGUAUGGCAAGAGGAGCCGUGGAUAGUGACGUCGAGCCCCCAGCUAUACUCCGCACUCCUCGGCAAGCAAAUGUGCUCUCACUGCUUCUUCCUUUUCAGCCGUCCGUCACCCCCAAUGUCCGCGCCUUGCCCCCAUUGCGAUCAAGCUGUCUUUUGCAAUCGGCUUUGCGCAUCUAAAGCCAGCUCAUCGUCUCAUCCUGACCUAUUGUGUCCUGGACUCAAUCCCGCCGCUCAGCCCCUGUGGAAGCUCAUCAGAGACACAAACGGCAGAUACCUUGAGACUGCUGCCAAGAUUGUCGCGAAAUGGCGCUGGGAGCGAGAACUCGGAGACAAGGGCAAAGCAAAGGAGAUUGAGCAGAGGGUCUGGAACGGAAUGGCGAGGGUCAGCAUGGAAGAGAGGGAAAAGGAAAAGAAGGAGUGGAAGCUCUUUGCGGAGCUGAAACGGGGCGAGUGGAAGCAUGCCCACAGCCUUCUGCUGCAGGCCCUGAAUCCCAGCGAAGGGGACAAAUCAUACAAGGUGGUCCAGAAGCUUUUAACAAAAGCGAGCAAGCGUUCACCGAUACCUCUCUCCGAGGGGGAGAUCCAGCGUUGGUUCUCGAUGGACAGCUUCCUCGAGCUCCUGGGUCUGGCUGCACUCAACUCUGAGGACUCUGGAGGGCUUUAUGCUCUGCACGCGCAUCUGAACCAUGCUUGCGAGCCGAAUAUUGCUGCACUCAACCUGUCAAAAGCUUUUGUCCCACCCUCGUCCUCCGAGCUACCCUGUGAGGUACCCGAUCCGUCCCAAUCUGGUCCCAGAGGCACCAACAAGCUCACACUACUUGCUCGUCGCACGAUCAAUCCUGGAGAAGAGCUGACGAUUCCCUAUGUCAAUUUCAACAUGCCGCGUGGGGAUCGAAGGCAGAUGCUUCGCGAGUCUUACGGAUUCUGGUGCGAUUGCCCAAAAUGCAAGAGGGAAGAGGGCAAAGAAAGAGAAGGGGAUGACCUGGCAACGAGUAGCAAGGAGAGCACUCGAGAGAUGAUUGACAAGAUGAAGUCGAUGCAGAUGUUCCAGGGAACCGGGGAGAAGGUGGACGCACGGUAG
Molecule: messenger RNA, 1431 nt
Organism: Kockovaella imperatae
Lineage: Eukaryota; Fungi; Basidiomycota; Tremellomycetes; Tremellales; Cuniculitremaceae
Exons: 3
Coding region: 1-1431 (476 amino acids)
Molecular function (GO): protein binding
Source: RefSeq, a predicted model, not a curated record